Messenger RNA from Brassica oleracea var. oleracea, 655 nucleotides. RefSeq names its product cyclin-dependent protein kinase inhibitor SMR2-like. Bases 65 to 397 code for a protein of 110 amino acids. NCBI's taxonomy places the organism in Eukaryota, Viridiplantae, Streptophyta, Magnoliopsida, Brassicales, Brassicaceae. The transcript has a single exon. The record is from RefSeq and is a predicted model, not a curated record. Gene Ontology annotation, biological process: regulation of DNA endoreduplication.
CUCUUCAUCCUUUUGAUCAAAAAAAAAAAAAAAAAAAACUCUUUAUCCUUUUCUCUCUGUGACCAUGUCCAAGGUUCUCGAGCCCCUAGAAGAAGAGAAAGUAGAACAUAAACCAAGAAAACAAGAAGAAGAAGAAGAAGAAGAAGAAUCGAAGAACGAAGAGGUGUUAGGAUCUCUGUGUACACCAACAUCAAGUGAUCAUAAGAUUCCGGAGGUGGAUACUUGUCCUCCGGCGCCAAGAAAGCGACCGCGUGAGAUUUCUCCGACAAAGAAGAAAAGAUUGUCUAAAGAUCUUCGGUUCUUUGAAGCCACCGACGUUGGGAGCCACGAGGUGGAGACGUUAUUUGUUCAUGACCCAAUCCCUGUCCGUAAGAAACGGAGGAGUAAUAGCGCCUGAAUCCUUGCUGUGUUUCUUCUUCUUCUCCACAAACUUGAUUGUGUAGAUUCAUUGAUCCUUUCUAUACCUAUACUAUUUAACUCGUUUCGUGUUUUAUUUAUUUCUUUUGAUGGGAUUGUAACUCUGUUUAUGUACAGAGUUUUUGUUAAUAUAUAUCGAUCUUGUGUUUGUCUCUUACAAUUUGAUUAUCAUGUCUCAAAACAUGAUAUGGAUUUUUGUUUGUAAGAUUUAGCAAUAAAAUAACUUAAGAGAGAGUAA